GUAAUCAAGUGUUUGCAGAAUUCGCCACCGUCCCUCGUCGAGAUGGCCGUGAAGAUGUCGCCGUAUAUGAUGCAGGCUCAGAAUUAUUUGCUCGAACUUUUGAACGCGUGCCUACAUGAAUUGCGACAAUGCAAACUGCCCUGUACAGAUGUGCUUACCCAGGAAUUGGUUUUGAUGUCGUCCAUCGAACGCUUGCUGUCUACCUACGUUGGACCGAACUACGAAGACUGUAUCAGCGAGCGUUCGAAAGUUUUAGUUCAGGACAUAAACGACAUCAAACGAAUGCUGAGAAGUUUGGAGCAUGACGACGGGAAGACGUUUUCUGCACUGCUGAACGUUCUGAAGCGCAAUGAAGCGAUUUUUCACAACAGCAGCGGUUGGCUAUUCACUGCCACUGCCCAAAAACUGUUCGACAUCGGACAGAAGAUAGCUGGUGAGGUUCCCAACAAAUGGGAGGCACUCAAUUCCGUAUUGAAGGAGGCUUUCGAGACGUUCACAGUUCAUGCUGGCCGGCCGUCUAUUGUUGUAUUGGUAUUCGUGUGCGACGACGGCGUGGCGAAACAGUUGGGCGAGGUCGUCGAACGCUGGAUCAAGGUCGCCGACCACGACGAAAGAAGUGACCAUUUUUUACCUCAUGGAACUGUGGUUGAGACAGAAAUUACGAAUAUUUUGGGCGUCUCCACGAGGAAAACAGCGUCUGUUGUACUGUUGCCAUUGAAACAGCGAUAUUCAGUGCUACGUGGCCUGUUCUAUUUAUCCCCCGCCGUAGUGGUCAUGUAUGACGUGGACCUGUGGUUAGUGCGUCAAGUCGAAAUGUACUAUACGACAGCCGUCGACCGUGGCGUUGCGUUCAAAAUUUAUUUUCUGAUGUACGACAAGUCAGCGGAGGAACAGCGCUACCUGUGCGCCAUGCGACGUGAAAGAAAUUCGUUUGAGCAGCUGUUCAAGGAAGAGACUAAUUUGGUCGUUCAGAAAACUGUCGAAGCAGUGGCCACUGACGAAGGUUCAGCUAUAACUGAACAGACUAUCGUCGUCGACAUGCGAGAAUUCCGAUCCGAACUGCCCACUCAUCUUCAUACGAAGGGCAUUAAGUUGGCUCCGGUCAUUCUGACCGUUGGCGAUUAUGUUUUGUCGCCGCAAAUCUGUAUCGAAAGAAAAGCCGUCGCUGACCUGAUAGGUUCGCUUCUGCAUGGGAGACUGUAUCUACAAUGUCAAGCGAUGUGCAGCUUUUACGAUCGUCCAACGCUACUCAUCGAACUGAGCGACUGCAAGAAAACCUGGAGGCAUCUCGGUGAUAUAUAUGCGGCUAAGCUGGCCGCUCUGACCCUAAACUUCCCGACUCUGAGGCUGCUUUGGGCCGCAUCGCCGCUGUCCGCCGCCGAAUUGAUGAUCGAUUUCAAAUGGAAACGAGAGGAACCAGACGUCAACAAAGCAGUUAGCUACGGAAAAACUGAAGUGGCGGACAAUCUGAAGUAUUUGCAAAGCCAAGCUUCGUCCAUAAUCCGAUGUCUCCCCGGCGUCUCCGCGAGGGAUAUUUCACCCAUACUAAAAACUAGCUAUAGUUUAAGAAGCCUCGUUUCAAUGAGCCAGAUGGAGCUGAAAAAUACAAUGCUGCUUGGAUCGCAUUCUGGCGAGCUAUAUGAAUUCAUUAACACAGACUUCUCAAGCCAGAAUGGCAAAUGUCCGAAUAAAAAGCUUAAGAAAACGUAA
Messenger RNA from Soboliphyme baturini, 1710 nucleotides. Lineage: Eukaryota; Metazoa; Nematoda; Enoplea; Dioctophymatida; Soboliphymatidae. The record is from the annotation of a GenBank genome assembly.